AUGGGUAUUAACCUUGUCAGAGUCGAACACGACGAUGGACUACCACAAAACAUCUGCGACUCUUGUAUUGCAAAACUCGAAGAAAUAUCAGAUUUUAUAGAUUUAGUUAAAUACAAUCAUUCAUGUUUGAAACGAGUACACAAAAUAAAAUCCGAUUUAAAAAAAAAGGCUUUGCGUAAAAAAUGCCAGAGGGAUUACCAUAACGACCAACACAAGGAACGCCAAAAAUAUUACGAUGAAACUCUGGACGCGGUGACUGUGGUCGAAAAGAACGAUUCUGAAGAGGCUUCCGAAAAGGGUCUGUCAGAAGAAGAAAUUAGAGUGAUAAGGCGCCGUGCAGGAAAACAGAAAAGCUGCAGCAAAACGGAGAAAAAAAGUUCAAGAUCACCUAGAUGGCCUUGUAAAGGAUGCGAACUCAUUAUCAAAAAUUAAUAAACUACUUAAAAUCCAAGUAACAGAACUUGAGAGACAUAAGCGCCAUCUACUAUCACUUUUGUCUAAGUUUAAAUGUAGUAAACAACAUUUGGAGGUAUUAGAAGAGAGACUAAAACAGAAAUCUUCCUAGUUUUUGUUUUGUAUAUUUAGUUUUUAUGUAAAUAAAUAAAAAUAUAUG
This is a messenger RNA of Diabrotica balteata, 613 nucleotides long. The record is from the annotation of a GenBank genome assembly. NCBI's taxonomy places the organism in Eukaryota, Metazoa, Arthropoda, Insecta, Coleoptera, Chrysomelidae.